AUGGAUGACCAGGUAAAACGAAAGGGGAUUUGCCUUGCCUCAAGAUGUGCUCUCUAUAAUCAAGAGGAAGAUAGCACUGACCAUAUUUUUCUAAGAUGCGUCUUUGAGUCUUUGGUAUGGAAUAAGUUUGCAGGCUGUUUUGAAGUUGGGUGGAGGCAUCAUCAGUUGAUUGAUGAUCUGAUGCUUUGGUGGAAAGGUAAGGCUAGAAGUAUGAACCUGAAACAGCCAUGGCUUAUAAGCUUCUCUAUCCUAGCAGCAAAUAUUUGGUGGGAAAGGAAUAGAAGAAUUCAUGACGCCACAGCCAGGCCUGAUUGGAAAAUUUUUGACUUGGCGCAUCGAGAACUAGUUCUUUGCCUUGGUCGAUCAAAAGGAGAAGCGAAAUCCCCUUCCGAUGUUAUUUCCUGCAGAAGACUGGGCCUUCCAAUAGAAGGCGGUAGCUCUUGUCCUCCUUUAGAAGUCCACUGGUGCAAACCUCAGAGAGAAUGGAUUAAAAUUAAUGUAGAUGGGAGCUCCUUGGGAAACCCAGGUAGGGCAGGUGUAGGGGGAAUUGCACGAGAUAGUGAGGGGCAGGUUUGUGACUCCUUCAGUAUCUUCUUGGGCACAAAAAAAAUUUAUAAGGCUGAAUUUGCUGCGGUUAUGGAAGGGAUUCUAAUGGCCAAGGCGUUGGGAGCAAGAGGGUUGUGGAUUGAAUCAGACUCAGGAACUGUUGUAGCGGCUAUUUAG
Molecule: messenger RNA, 723 nt
Organism: Macadamia integrifolia
Lineage: Eukaryota; Viridiplantae; Streptophyta; Magnoliopsida; Proteales; Proteaceae
Exons: 1
Coding region: 1-723 (240 amino acids)
Molecular function (GO): RNA-DNA hybrid ribonuclease activity; nucleic acid binding
Source: RefSeq, a predicted model, not a curated record